Armigeres subalbatus is the source of this 2475-nucleotide messenger RNA. RefSeq lists its product as uncharacterized. The record is from RefSeq and is a predicted model, not a curated record. Gene Ontology annotation, biological process: DNA integration. Bases 1 to 2475 code for a protein of 824 amino acids. The transcript has a single exon. NCBI's taxonomy places the organism in Eukaryota, Metazoa, Arthropoda, Insecta, Diptera, Culicidae. Gene Ontology annotation, molecular function: nucleic acid binding.
AUGAACCUGGAGAAAUCAGGAGAAUCUGAGCGUGUCCUAGGCUUGAUAUGGAAACCAACUGAGGACGUCUUCACUUUCGAUCUUAGCAGCCUCAAGGAUGAAAUUAGAGUACUGAUCGACAGCACUAGAACACCGACCAAGCGACAGGUUCUGCGAACAAUUAUGUCUCUGUUUGACCCGCUUGGUUUUAUUUCUCAUUUUGUCAUUCACGGCAAAAUUUUGAUGCAGCAAAUAUGGAGAGCGGGUACCGACUGGGAUGAGUUUAUCUCAGAUGAUCUUCAGGAGAAGUGGAGAUAUUGGUGCCAGUACAUGCAGCGACUAGAAGAGGUAUCAGUGCCACGCUGCUUCUUCAAUAUGAUGGAAAGUUCUGCGGUAAAAAAAGUAGAAGCUCAUCUGUUCGUCGAUGCAAGUGAAGGGGCCUGUGCGGCGGUUUUAUACCUCCGGUUAGUUGACAAUGGGCUUCCUCGAUGUGCGCUUGUAGCGGCAAAAACAAAAGUCGCGCCAUUGCGACCCGUUUCCGUGCCACGUUUAGAGUUGCAAGCGGCGAUGAUUGGCACAAGAUUGCUCGAUGCCGUGAUGACUUCGCUGGAUAUUCAAGUAGCCACUCGCUACCUCUGGUCGGAUUCAUUAACCGUUUUGAGCUGGUUGCGAUCUGAUAGCCGAAAAUAUCACCAGUUCGUAGCAUUUCGCGUGGGAGAGAUUCUCACCACUACAAGCGUGGAUGAGUGGCAUUACGUGCCAUCCAGAUUGAAUGUAGCCGACCUAGCCACAAAAUGGAAAGACGGGCCAAAUUUUGAUCCGAAUAGCCCAUGGUUUCGUGCACCGGAUUUUUUGUAUUCAUCGAAGGAACAGUGGCCAAAAGAACCGGCACAGAAAUGUACAGAGACGAACAACGAGCUACGAGCUGCAUUUCUAUUCCAUGGCAUAAUUCCUCAGCCGUUGUUCACUGUAGCAAGGUUCUCGAACUGGAAUCGACUCUUGAGGACAGCAGCUUACGUUCUACGAUCGGUGUGUAGAUUCAAGGGAGAAAAAGGCUUUAAACAAAAUCCGCUGACGCAGAAAGAACUGUACGAUGCAGAAAACGUGUUGUGGAGGCAGAUACAAACUGAUAUGUAUCCAGACGAGUACGCGAUUCUUCUUCGCAAUCGAGAAAAUCCCAGAAACCCAGUCCCACUUCCAAAAUCCAGUCCACUAAAUCGGAUUUCACCUUUCCUUGAUGAGACUGGGGUUAUCCGUAUGAAUAGCAGGCUGACCGCAGCGAAAUCCAUUGCGACUGAUUUAAAAUAUCCGAUCAUACUGCCUCGACAGCACGCUGCAACUUACCUUCUUGUGGAUAACUAUCAUCGGAGGUUUCUUCAUGGUAACGGGGAGACAGUUUGCAACGAGAUGCGUCAGCGAUUUUAUAUACCUGGAUUGAGAACAGUAAUACGACAGGUGUCGAAACAGUGCGUAAUCUGCCGUGUGAAGAAAACCAUUCCGCAACCACCAAUGAUGGCACAGCUACCCGAAGUACGAGUCACCGGACUUGUUCGUCCCUUUACGCACACCGGGGUGGACUAUUUUGGUCCAAUACAGGUAAAACUAGGCCGUAGUUUAGUGAAAAGGUGGGUGGCGCUAUUCACGUGUCUAGCGAUACGUGCUGUGCAUGUUGAGUUAGUGCAAGGGCUGUCAACACAAUCCUGUAUAUUGGCAAUAAGACGAUUUGUGGCUCGUCGUGGCUCGCCGAAGUCCUUCCACAGCGAUAACGGGACAAACUUCCUGGGAGCCAGCAACUUGCUUGCAAAGCAAAUUCGAGAUAUCCAUGAAGAUUGUGCAGUCACCUUUACUAACUCUGGGACCAGCUGGGAGUUCAAUCCACCAUCAGCGCCUCACAUGGGCGGUUCGUGGGAGCGCAUGGUGCGCUCGGUUAAGGUAGCUAUAGCAGCGAUUGCGGACCACCCGCAUCAUCCAAACGACGAAGUAUUGCAGACUGUAAUCGCCGAAGCGGAAUCUGUAAUAAACUCGCGACCGUUAACCUACAUUCCUCUGGAAUUUGCCGAGCAAGAGGCAUUAACGCCAAACCAUUUUUUGCUAUUUGGAACUCAAGGCGUCGUUCAACCUGCAUCCGUGCUGAAUACCACCGGGAGCAGUUUGAGGGACAGUUGGCGGCUUGCCCAAUAUUUGGUGGACCAGUUCUGGCGUCGAUGGCUUCGCGAGUACCUGCCCACAAUAACUAGACGCACUAAAUGGUUCGAGCCUGUGAAGCCGUUGGAGCCAGGGGACCUUGUACUCGUCGUCGACGAAGGCAAGCGGAACGGUUGGCUAAGGGGGCGCAUUCUGAACGUAAUCACAGCUGGCGACGGACAAGUUCGGCGAGCAGUUGUGCAAACAAAAAAUGGCUUGCUACACCGACCGGCGGUUAAGCUAGCUCUCCUGGACCUUCAGACAUCUGGCCGACCAGGAACUACACGGGCAGGGAUGUUGCGGGACCACUGA